CCUUGCCAAACUGCUGGAUCACUUCACCACCAACAGAGCACAGCAAAGAGAGCAGUCGGUUGGUCGUGUCUCUUUCCGAGGCCGGAUGGUAAACUCCAACCUCCAGCGGAUCCUAAACAGUCAUUGCUUUGCUCGCGAAAAGGAAGGAAAACAACAGCCUCUUACCACCAUGGCGGAUUUGAGUAGCGGUAUUUGUGACAUGAUUGGGAAUCUGUCCAUGCACUGUAGUAGUACCCGCGGCCCAGGGCCUCUGUGGUGCUCCGAUGCCCCUCUCCCACCCCUGAAGAUCCCAGGUGGGCGAGGGAAUGGCACACGGGAUCACGCUCCUUCAGCUCGGUUGCUCUACUCAGACCAGAAGUUAACCGUUAGUGAGGAGCCGGCGGGUAACGGUCGCCCUGGGAUACUCCACUUCCAAAGUCGUCCCACCGUCAGCAAGACAGUUCAAUGGGAUGCUGUCCUAAGCAGCAGCGCCCUCUUUGUGGAGAUCCCUCUUGACCCACUUCCUGAAGGCAGCAAGGAGAGCUUUGCGGCUCUGCUGGAAUAUGCUGAAGAACAUCUGAAAGUCGUUAGCGUGUUUGUCUGCUUUUACAAGAACAGGGAUGAUCGUGCCCAACUGGUGCGUACGUUCAGUUUCCUGGGCUUUGAGAUUGUGAAACCGGGCCAUGCCCUCGUCCCACCUCGACCUGACGUUUUCUUCAUGGCUUACAAUUUUGACAGGGACUCUUCCGAUGAGGAGUAACCCACCCUACCCCACCUACCCUUAUUUUCUUCUCCCAUCAUGUGUGUGUGUUCUCCCCUCCCUCAUCACCAUUUUCUUUGUGUGCUAUUCUGGAUUUCUUUGAGCGCAAGUUGAGUGGAAAAGGGAGAGCUGGUGCAUUUGUUGUAGGUGUAUGUGUAGCUUUUGCUUUAGCGUGUUUACUGAUGGGUGGACGUUGUUCGUUUGAAUGUACAACAAAAAAAUGGUCAUCAGGUUUUUACACUCGGGUACUGCAGCUUUUUUUUUUUUUUUAAAUGUCCAAUUUGCAAGUACAUGUCAGGGGGACCACUUCUAUUGUGUAGCACUAACAUUAGUUGGGGAAAAAUAAAGUCAUUGACAACAGCCCCAUUCAUUGGUACUUGGAGUGACUGAUGGUGUCAUGUGUGGUGAGGAAAGCGAAUUAUCCAAAGUGCUUUUGCUUCUUUCUGUCAUGUAUAUCUGAUUUCAUUAUUUUUUUCAGCUCGCUUUUGGAAGUCAAGAGGGAUAUAUUAAUAGACAAACUGAUGUUAUGGUUAGAGUUAUUUUGCAUUCCUCAUUGUUUCAUGCUAGGUUUGAUGUUCACACGUAUAGUGGUACCUAUUAUGCUUCUGUAAUAAAACAAUCCCCAAAAA
Messenger RNA from Dunckerocampus dactyliophorus (ringed pipefish), 1368 nucleotides. It is a transcript of the gene oaz1b, whose product is annotated as ornithine decarboxylase antizyme 1b. The record is from RefSeq and is a predicted model, not a curated record. Gene Ontology annotation, molecular function: ornithine decarboxylase inhibitor activity. Gene Ontology annotation, cellular component: cytoplasm; nucleus. NCBI's taxonomy places the organism in Eukaryota, Metazoa, Chordata, Actinopteri, Syngnathiformes, Syngnathidae. Gene Ontology annotation, biological process: positive regulation of protein catabolic process.